AUGCUGAUUAUCGUGCAGGGAGUUCGAAAUUGUUCUGGCUUAUUAAGAGUCAAUUUGCAGGCUCUUUCAAGUGGACAGCCAGUUUUGGGCUGCGCGCGGCCAUCGUGUUUUGGAUGGGGCGAAAAAAGCGACGCGCGCAAUAUGGCUCGAUUUUACAGGAUUCAUAAGAAAAAUGACGGCUUCAUGCGCAAAAAUGAUCUCAAAAAAUAUGACAAGGUUGAAAUAGCUGCUAGAGAACCGCAACUAGCCGUAAGUUUAUAUGGAUCCAUAAAGUCUGAAUUCGCAAUAUGGAUCAGCAAAGCUUAA
Gongylonema pulchrum is the source of this 306-nucleotide messenger RNA. Lineage: Eukaryota; Metazoa; Nematoda; Chromadorea; Rhabditida; Gongylonematidae. The record is from the annotation of a GenBank genome assembly.